Molecule: messenger RNA, 1587 nt
Organism: Theileria orientalis strain Shintoku
Lineage: Eukaryota; Apicomplexa; Aconoidasida; Piroplasmida; Theileriidae
Exons: 7
Coding region: 1-1587 (528 amino acids)
Biological process (GO): protein peptidyl-prolyl isomerization
Cellular component (GO): catalytic step 2 spliceosome; post-mRNA release spliceosomal complex; Prp19 complex
Molecular function (GO): peptidyl-prolyl cis-trans isomerase activity
Source: RefSeq, a predicted model, not a curated record
AUGGGACGACACCCUCAAAUAUACUUAGAUGUCGCUGUUGGUUCCAAUUUAAGUGGCAGAGUGGUUGUUGACUUUUUUACCAAUUCCUCUGACCUACUCAUAGAAAACUUUAUUAAGCUUUGUUCUUCCUCAAAGCUUGGGCGUCCGAAGCUCCUAACAUACCGAAACACCAGUGUUUUCAGGGUGAUAAAGGGCGAAUAUAUGCAAUGCGGCGACGUAAUAAACGACGACGGCACUGGCUACAAGUUUGACCUCUGUUUUAAGGACUAUCCGAACACCAGAUCCCACAGCCAGGCGGGGCUGGUGACGAUGGUUAACUACCGAGGCUAUUCCCCUAGCGGAAGCGAUAAAAAUGCAGAUUCAGAAUUUACAACAAACACAUUCGGAUCGCAAUUCUGUAUUCUGUUUGGUUCUUCUCGUUCAUUUGAUGGCAGAUAUUCAGUGAUCGGAAGAGUGGUCUCUGGGAUGGAGUUUGUUCGUGCAAUUGAAAAUGUGUCAGUUCACGCAAACGGCAUGCCCAGAAUUGAAGUGGCUUUCAUUGACUGCGGAGUAUUGGAUCGCGUAGAAACAAAGUUGGUGAGUAAGGAGGUGAAUGAACAGCGUCGCUUGUUGGAGGGGCUGAUGGCUAGCGCUACCAGCGCUAGCGAGGGGUUGACAAAAACGGAUGAGCAGGAAGGCAUCUCAGCAUAUGAAGAGGUUAGAUGUGCAUACAGCGGUAAAGUAAAGAAUAGGAGGAAGCCUGACCCUGAGAGUAGCAACACUUUGGGAAAGAGGCUGUUGGCAGAGUCCCUGAAGGGCGUAAAACAUCACUACAUCCCAACUCCCACCAGUGGCACUGAGUCUAGGGCCUUUUCACCAGAUAAGGAUGAGGUACCUGAACAAGAAGAUAAGAGCGAACACACAUAUGAUUUAUUGGAUGAAGCUGACGGUGAUGUGGUGAAAGAAGAGGAAGUGGAUCCAAUUACCCUGAGGCUAAUGAAACUAACUGGUAAAAUAAGUGAGUGCAGUAGGUUGAACAAGAAAGAAGUAAUUCUGGAAGACAAACUGAAAUCAAACCCUAGAUUAGCUAGAAGCCUCAAGUCCACAUUAACAAAGGAAUCAAGUAAGCAAGGAGGAGAUGAAGAAGAGGUGGUUAAUAUAAGACUCACCAAGGAGUUAAAUAUGCCUGCGAUGGUUGUGGAACGUGUGAAUAAGAUAGAAAAAAAGAAAAGUAAAAAUAAAUCGUUUGGAUGGAAUGUGUUUAAUCAGGAUGCCUUAUACAGGGCACACAAAAAAAGGCUUAAAGAAACGGGAUUUAACCACGUGCUCUACGAAAAACAGAAGCAGCAACUGGGGGGAACCUUCUAUGAACCAACAAUUGUCAACCAUGAAGCCUCAGAAACUAAUAAGGACCUAGUAGUUAAAAACGUUGAAAAACAAUAUAAAAAACGAGACCAAUUUAGCAGAAGAAGGACGUACGAUGAUGACGCGCAGGAUAUAUCGUACAUCAACGAGAGAAACAGAAUGUUUAACAAGAAGUUGGACCGUUCAUUUGGAGCGUACUCAGAGGAGAUAAAGCGAAAUUUGGAGCGCGGAACAGCACUAUAA